CGGACCGGCCUCGCCGCGGGGUUGCCGUGGAGACAGGGCGUGCAGUGUGGAUGCGGCGACGCGCUGAGGCGCGGCCUUUGCUGUCUGUCUGCGGAGGGGGACUCGCGGGACAGACGUCAACAUGAUGCUUUCAAGGGCCAAACCUGCUGUGGGCGGGGACCUACCACACGCUGACAAAAGAAAGAAGAAAGGUAGGAAGAUUCCAAAACUAGAGGAGCUACUUUCCCAAAGAGAUUUCACUGGAGCUAUUACUCUAUUGGAGUUCAAACGUCAUGUUGGGGAACAAGAAGAGGAUACUAAUUUGUGGAUUGGAUACUGUGCUUUUCACCUGGGUGACUACAAGAGAGCUCUAGAGGAAUAUGAAAAUGCUACAAAAGAGGACAAUUGUAAUCCUGAAGUCUGGGUGAACCUAGCCUGUACCUACUUUUACCUUGGGAUGUAUAAACAAGCUGAAGCAGCUGGAUUUAAAGCACCAAAAAGCCAGCUCCAAAACCGUCUGCUCUUCCAUUUGGCUCAUAAGUUUAAUGAUGAGAAAAAAUUAAUGAACUUUCAUCAGAAUCUUCAGGAUAUCACAGAAGAUCAACUCAGUUUGGCCUCAAUCCACUAUAUGAGAUCUCACUACCAAGAAGCUAUUGAUAUUUAUAAGCGAAUACUGCUAGAUAACAGGGAAUACCUUGCCCUCAAUGUUUACGUGGCCCUCUGCUACUACAAGCUGGAUUACUAUGAUGUGUCUCAAGAAGUUUUGGCUGUUUACCUUCAGCAAAUUCCCGAUAGUACCAUCGCACUCAAUCUUAAAGCCUGUAAUCAUUUUCGCCUUUACAACGGCAAAGCAGCUGAGGCAGAACUCAAAAGCUUGAUGGACAACGCUUCUUCAUCCUUUGAAUUUGCUAAAGAACUCAUCCGGCACAAUCUGGUUGUUUUCCGAGGAGGUGAAGGGGCUUUGCAGGUUUUACCUCCCCUGGUUGAUGUCAUUCCUGAAGCUAGACUAAACUUGGUGAUUUACUACCUUCGUCAAGAUGAUGUACAAGAAGCUUAUAACUUAAUUAGGGAUCUGGAACCUACUACUCCUCAGGAAUAUAUUCUCAAAGGAGUGGUCAAUGCAGCCGUUGGCCAGGAAAUGGGUUCAAGGGAUCAUAUGAAGAUUGCCCAACAGUUCUUUCAGUUGGUGGGAGGAUCAGCUAGUGAAUGUGAUACAAUACCAGGGAGACAGUGCAUGGCUUCCUGUUUCUUCCUGCUUAAGCAAUUUGAUGAUGUCUUGAUUUACCUCAACUCAUUUAAGGUCACCAAUAAUGGAUAUUCUUAUUGCACAACCAUCUUCAUGCAUGUGUAUUCCCUUUCUUUCCUCUUCUUGCAGGUGUUCCUUUUGAUCCAAAGUGAGAAGAUGAAAAAUGAUUAUGUUUACCUCAGUUGGUUAGCUCGGUGCUAUAUUAUGAAUAAGAAACCAAGACUAGCCUGGGAACUUUAUCUCAAGAUGGAAACCUCUGGCGAGUCCUUCAGUCUCUUACAGCUCAUUGCUAAUGACUGCUACAAGAUGGGCCAGUUUUACUAUUCAGCCAAAGCCUUUGAUGUCCUAGAAAGGCUGGAUCCCAACCCUGAAUAUUGGGAAGGCAAAAGGGGUGCUUGUGUGGGCAUCUUCCAGAUGAUCUUAGCUGGAAGAGAACCAAAAGAGACCCUUCGAGAAGUGCUCCAUUUACUGAGAAGCACAGGCAACACCCAAGUAGAGUACAUCAUCCGGAUCAUGAAGAAAUGGGCCAAAGAAAACAGAGUGCCUAUCUAAAGUGCUGCAGAGCCAAGGAGCCAGCCUCUACUUUGACAUAAAAGUUGAAAUAACUUUUCUCAAGUUUAAUGUGAGAUACAGGGCUUAAUUUUAUUGACAUUUCGCUUCCUCGCUCUUCAGGCCCCAAGAUCAGUGACUGACUUGCUUAGACCUGGCCUCCUAGCUCAGCAAAGUACCAUAGCGUAUGGCCCCUGUAUGAUCCUACAAGCAAUAAGACUUUGGACUUAUCUGAUGCCUUUCUUCCAAAAAUACUCAGAGUACUCGUAUGUAAUUGACUGACUUCAAGGAGAACAGCAUAACUCCUUUUAUGAUAGCAUUCCAUGGCAUUUUCUCCUAGCUGCAAUAACAAAUGUCUUUGAUGUUCAAG
Carlito syrichta (Philippine tarsier) is the source of this 2144-nucleotide messenger RNA. It is a transcript of the gene IFT56, whose product is annotated as tetratricopeptide repeat domain 26. Gene Ontology annotation, molecular function: protein binding; intraciliary transport particle B binding. The transcript is spliced from 17 exons. NCBI's taxonomy places the organism in Eukaryota, Metazoa, Chordata, Mammalia, Primates, Tarsiidae. The coding region runs from base 122 to 1777 and encodes 551 amino acids. The record is from RefSeq and is a predicted model, not a curated record. Gene Ontology annotation, biological process: intraciliary anterograde transport; intraciliary transport involved in cilium assembly. Gene Ontology annotation, cellular component: intraciliary transport particle B; ciliary base; ciliary basal body.